This is a messenger RNA of Soboliphyme baturini, 669 nucleotides long. The record is from the annotation of a GenBank genome assembly. Lineage: Eukaryota; Metazoa; Nematoda; Enoplea; Dioctophymatida; Soboliphymatidae.
AUGUCGGUCGCUCGCUGUGCGUCCGUCCAUUGUCGUUUCUGCGCCGCCACAGCAGCUGCCGGCGCGUGCUGGAUUGCGUCAUUGGUGGUCAAGCACGACCGGUAUCUUCGUCGUGUCCCCCCUCAUUUGCUACCUCGUCACCGGGUCAUGCUGUCGUCGUCCUCAUCGUCGAAACUCGGCACCCACCCAUUUUUCGCCCUCGGUCCUGUGGCCGCCCCAGUGCCUGCCGUCGUCACCAAGCCACCGCCACCACCACCGCAGCCGGACAAGAAGUGUCACAUGUCGCCACCGAUUGACGUCGUCGCUGUUUCAGGUGUCGUGUUCGUCGUCGCUGCCGUCCUGGACUCUGUUCUGCACGGUGGCAGGGUGCGCGUGCAACGAGUUCCUGCCCAAUCACGCCAACAGCCGUAUAUGCGACUUCUGCCACCACGGUUGGGUGCUACACGGUACGUAUGCGGCCUGUUAGAAUUGGUUCUUUUCUCACUAAUCGCUUUGGCCGCGAUCCGCCUAGGAGGUGGCCCAUUGCAGCUCGAGGGCGGUGUCUGUGGCGGUGUGCGUUAUUUUCGAAAGCAGUUGCUGUUACGAUACUUCGUUCAAAACGAUACCUGGCUGCCUAUUGCCCGGUGCCGCGUGCUCUCUUCUCUUGUCACUGCGGUAGGGUCACACUAG